UAUAUUUUCAAAGAGCCCAAAAUUAAAUACUCAAAUUCACGUAAAAUACAAAAUUAUAUUUGCUCGUUCUCUCAAUUAAUUUUGUUGCCAUUUCAUUUUCAUUAAAAAAAAAAGUUUUCAUUUAAGGAACUGCUGUUAUUGUCUAUGACCCAUGUCAUUGUAAUCUGUGAUAUGAACUAAACUAACCCCAUAAUAAAAAUAACCUAAUUUUUCGUUCAAAAAUGUUUAUGGUUUGUUUGUUCUAAAAAUGACGGAAAAAAUAAUGUACUGUCCAUUUACCUCGUCAGUAAAUCCCAGUUUCUGGAACAAGUUAACUGCAUUAAAAUUGGACGUCGACAAACUGAGUGAAACAGAGCAUCAUGUUUGGGGGUACUUUCAUAUUUUAGGCAGUGAAAAUGUACCCUCUUCGGUCGUUGAAGUUGACAGCACAUCAUUCAAUGAAUGUUUUGUUAGCCAGAAGGUGUACAUUCCUUUCGAAGGUAAAGUAAUAAAUAAAAACACCAUUGAGCAGUUCAAAGAGUGUGAUAAAAUGCACUUAAUUAACAAAGAAGGUAAUAAUUUGCUGGGAACAAUCAAAUCUGGUGAAAUUUUAAGGAGACCUUCAUUGCUAAACAACUUUUUUGUGCUUUCUUUUGCGGAUCUCAAAAAAUACCAUUAUUAUUACUGGUUUGCUUUUCCUGUUCCCGGAGGAUUAAAAUUAGAAAAAAGUAGUGAACAACUGAUUUCUGAAUUGUUUUCAGAAACAUUUUUAGAAGGCCUCCUUAAUGAUUUUACGGCUCUGGUGGAUUUACAGAAAUCAUAUUUUGUUGUUGAAAAUUGUGGAGAUAGACUUAUUGCACAUACCCUAGAGUCUAAAAUAAAAAAACUUAAUAAAGAAAAUAUCCACAAUAUUUACUUUGCUUUCUACAAUACAUCAAAUAAUUUGUCCUUAAUAGGAUCUCAAUUAAGAAACUAUGUUGCUGUAAUUUUAUUUUAUUGUCCAUUUUUGAAAGGGAGCCUUCAAAAUUUUUUGGCAUUCCAAAUCAACCGAACUACUUCUUUUUCUUGUAAUAAAUCAAUACUCUACAGCUUCAACCUUCCCACUGAUUUUGAAAUGGAUAGCAUAUCUUGGGUUGGAUGGGAAAAAAAUGAGCGGGGCAAAAUGGGACCAAGAUUUGCCAAUAUGAAAAACACAUUGGAUCCACAAAUUCUAGCUGAAAAUUCAGUCGAUUUAAAUUUGAAAUUAAUGAAAUGGAGAAUUUUGCCUGAUAUUAAUCUAGAUAAAAUCAAACAGACUAAAUGUUUACUAUUGGGAGCUGGUACUCUAGGUUGUUCGGUUGCCAGAAAUCUUUUAGCAUGGGGUGUGAGAUACAUCACCUUAGUUGAUAACUCCACUGUUUCAUUUUCUAACCCUGUGAGACAGAAUUUGUUUACAUAUGAAGAUUCUGUUAACAUGAAACCAAAAGCAACUGCAGCUGCGGAUAGACUCAAAUCAAUAUUUCCUGGUGUGAUUUCAAAGGGAUUUGAGUUAAAUAUACCCAUGCCGGGUCAUAGUGUCGGAGAGAGUCUGUUAGAGUCCACAACAGAAAAUAUUGAUUUACUAACAACAUUAAUGAAAGACCAUGAUGUUGUAUUUCUCCUGAUGGAUUCCAGGGAGAGUAGAUGGCUACCCACCAUGUUAGGUAGUUUUUUAAAUAAGGUCGUCAUAAAUGCUGCACUUGGGUUUGACAGUUACUUGGUUAUGAGACAUGGAUCAAGGCAAGAUCAUCCAAUUGAGACUGUUGUCGCAAAAGUAAGAGGCUAUAAAACAAUUCACGGAUCAAAUUUGGGGUGUUACUUCUGCAAUGAUGUUACUGCCCCAGGGAAUUCUACUCAUGAUCGAACUUUGGAUCAACAAUGCACAGUCACCAGACCAGGGGUGUCACAAAUAGCCGCAGCCUUAGCAACUGAACUGGCAAUAUCUAUCCUUCAACAUAAUGAAGGAAGUGAUGCGCCGGCCUUUUAUAAAACGACAAAUACCGUUGAGGAUAUUGAAAUCGAAAAUCAGUGUCUUUUGGGAGUCCUACCUCACUCAAUUCGAGGUUUUUUGUCUUCGUUUGAACAAAUAUUGCCGGCCAAUAUAAAAUACAAUCAGUGUAUUGCCUGCUCCGAUCUGAUUCUCGAGGAAUUUAAAAAAUCUGGUAGCGAAUUUUUGCUGAAAGUAUUUAAUAGUGCGAAAUAUUUGGAAGAUGUUACCCACCUAACUGAAUUAUAUAAGGAGACAGAUUUUGAUGAGGUAUUGGAAUUUAGUGAUGAAGAAAUUGAAUUGUAAAACAUUUCUCAGUUCUUGCGUUUAUGUCUAACUGCUUUUUAGAAAAUAUAAAUAUUUUCAUUGGGUUGCCAUUAAUUGGUUUUAGCACUUUUGUAUAAUGUAAAUGUAUUGGAUAUUACAAAAUAAGUAUUAACAUUUUAUAGUCAAUUUUGUUUAUGUUUAUAUGGGCGUUUUUAUGUGAAA
Molecule: messenger RNA, 2473 nt
Organism: Cylas formicarius (sweet potato weevil)
Lineage: Eukaryota; Metazoa; Arthropoda; Insecta; Coleoptera; Brentidae
Product: ubiquitin-like modifier-activating enzyme ATG7
Exons: 12
Coding region: 248-2290 (680 amino acids)
Biological process (GO): cellular response to nitrogen starvation; autophagosome assembly; protein modification by small protein conjugation
Cellular component (GO): cytoplasm; phagophore assembly site
Molecular function (GO): Atg12 activating enzyme activity; Atg8 activating enzyme activity
Source: RefSeq, a predicted model, not a curated record